Molecule: messenger RNA, 1789 nt
Organism: Somion occarium
Lineage: Eukaryota; Fungi; Basidiomycota; Agaricomycetes; Polyporales; Cerrenaceae
Source: the annotation of a GenBank genome assembly
AUUGUUCGCAAUGGACACUUCGCCAUGGACAUGUAAAGUCUGAGCUGCGAAUCCAAUCCCCUCCUUUUUUGACACUGCAAUAUAACAAGAAUGCGGUAGUUUGUUUCUGACGAUUCUUCAUGGCUUUGUAUCCACGCCUCAUGCUCGCAGAGGGCAUUCUACGCGGUCACUGCCGCUCGCUGCACCUUCUCUGGGUCAACUUUGAUGUGCUGUGCACAAUAUGUUCAACCAGUGUUGGGUCUCAAAAGUGGGCCCUGACAUCCGAGUCGGGGCCGGGUUUACAGAACGGACACUGUACUGUAAAACGAUGGUGACGGUUCGAAUUGAGCUACUUCCCAGGCGAAGGAUGCCAUGGAGGGCCGAGUUCAUGUCCACGCCUGAACACCUCGUUCGAUAUUUUCACUCAGGGUUCUGUCGACGCUCCCUAUAGAUCAUGUCUCUUCACUCAUUUUCUAAUCCUACUCACUCGGAUCGUUAUGCACGUACACUUAAUCUGUUAUACCUUUGUCUUUCUCCCCGAUUACACAUCUGUUCUACCCUGUAUCGGCCUUCUAAUACCCUCCUACUUGUUGUAUUCAUUUGUUCCCUUGUUGUUUCACUGCGCCUUAGUAACAUCUUCAAGAGGAAGCUUAUUCACCGACUCCCGUAGGAUACCUAUUUCGGAUGAGGCGGAUAUACACCACAGGACAGAGCUUGAUCUAAUGAGACCUUCUACGAGUAUUAGACAUCUAUGGUCAAUACCGAUAUCGGACUCGCCUUACAUUUUCUCGAUUAUAAAUUCACCUUACUCCAAUACGGCCGGACAUAUACAGUACCAUGACGUCGAGGGGAGUUAUAAAAGCUCAGGAUCGUUGUGGCCAAACACUAUCGCCACUUCUUCCCCCAUCCUCUCAGCGAAUCACCAAUAAGCCAACAUGUCUAACCUCUGGACCCCACCGCCCCUUCCUGCUACUAACCUCGGUCGCUAUCGUCAGUUGGCACCUUUGGCCGGGAUCCAUGUUUCCCCAUUUGUCUUGGCGCCAUAAGCGUCGGUGACAAAUGGAGUGUCUUGGGCUCCAUGGACAAGGCGAGUAGCUUCAAACUAAUCGACGCUUUCUAUGAGGCUGGCGGAAACUUCAUCGAUACCGCGAAUGGCUAUCAGGACGAAACUUCUGAGGAGUUCCUCGGGGAGUGGAUGGAUGGUCUAUCAGGGUCCCUGGAACAUCCUGUACAGGGACCUCAAGCGGGAAAUCUUGCCCAUGGUGAAAGAAGAAGGAAUGGCAGUUGCCCCUUGGAACGUUCUUCACGGCGGCAAGAUUCGCACCGACGCUGAGGAGCAACGAAGACGUGAGACGGGCGAGAAAGGCCGGACGAUCAGUGGACCUAACUGGGAGCGUACCGAAGGCGAACGAAAGGUUUGUCUAGCUCCCGAAAAGGUUGCCACCGAAAUUGGCGCGAAGUCGAUUAGCUCAGUCACCAUCGCUUAUGUGAUUCAGAAGCCUCCUUACGUCUUCCCUAUCGUCGGUGGUCGUAAGAUUGAACAUCUCCACCAGAAUCUCGAAGCUCUCGAGAUCGCUCUUUCGCCUGAGCAGAUUGCAUACCUUGAGAGCGUCCAGCCAUUUGAUCUUGGCUUCCCCACUGGACGAUUUGGUAACGGGUCUGACUACAACUUCCUGUACAAGAAUGCUGGUCACUUCGACGAGUGGCCGGUUGCUCAAGCAAUUCGUCCCUCGAAGAAUUAGGCUUUUUCUUUCCGAAAUUGCGUUAUCAGUAUAAAUGGUCCUAUGCAAUAUAUGUACACUUUUAACGC